Molecule: messenger RNA, 681 nt
Organism: Suillus discolor
Lineage: Eukaryota; Fungi; Basidiomycota; Agaricomycetes; Boletales; Suillaceae
Exons: 5
Coding region: 1-681 (226 amino acids)
Source: RefSeq, a predicted model, not a curated record
AUGGAUGAAAACAAUCCUUCUCAGAAGAAAUGCUGGGGGCGUCCAAAGCCAAGUCAUUCAGACCAUCAUUUGGUAGAGGAGAGAGGCAGGAUGACAGCCAGUCCCAAUCCGUCCUCUCUCUCACCUUCGAGGAAUGGGUCUCAUGAAAGACGUUCAGGGUCAGUUUUCAAGCUCUUUGGCAAGGUGACCAAGUGCUUCGCUCGAAGCGCUCAACAACCCCCAAACCCUGAACCCACAGCUGCAAGUUCCAGCCUGCAGGGCACCCAGCCAGUUCAGUCAUCUAAGGACCUCACCCCUCCCACUCUCGAACCAGAUUGUGAGCAGUCUUCCAAUUCAGGGAUUGUAGAAGUCGAACAUCUCGACCCAAAAUUUGUGCGCAAAAGAAUUGCCAAUGCUAACAAAGGUCUCGCAGGCACCAGACAGGUCCCAAGAAUACUCCAAGAUGCUUCUUCUGUGACCAACAACCUACCAUUUGCUUCUGAUACAAUCAAUACGUUCUCCGUGUUGCUCAAACCCUUGAAGGCAUUCAACUCCAUUGCCAGCAUGAUUGCGAAUGUACAAACUAUCUAUGUCUCUUCUGUCCAUCCCUACGCGAAGGUGGCACUGAGUAUCUUCACUUGCGCAUCCAAUGUAGGCCUCUUUCUUGAUCAUCGCCGUGGCAGGUUGACAAAGUUAUGGUAA